AUGUCUCGCUCCGUAUCAUCUUCACGGGGCUCUGAGUCUCCCAUGGAGCCUGAACGUGCUCACAGAGCCUGUGAAAAGUGUACUCGCACUAAAAAGAAAUGUGACAAAGCAUUGCCUGCUUGUUCUCGUUGUACGAGGCUUGCAACCACAUGCUCCUACGAUUUUAUCUACACGGCCCCAACUACCGCUGUUGUGGAACCGGGAUAUCUUGCAGGAUCUACGCCCAAGGAAGCUUACGGACAGGGUAUAUUCGAUCCUGCUUUCGAUGUCUCGAGCUCGAUGAUUAUGGCUCUUCUGUCUUCGCGCAACAUCCCUUGGCGCGAGGCCACAGAGCGCUACUUUGAAACUAUGAAUCCCUGGUUCUCCGUCGUUCACCCUGAACUUUUCGCCAUUCGUACAGACAGUAUUGGCUCUGGCUCUGGUUCUGGUCCCAGCUUCGGUGCCAAUCAAGCUCCUCGCGAUCCCGCCGUUGCCCUCUUGAUUGUCUGCAUGCAGCUCGUCUCUCAAUACGAUGACGAGGCUGCUGCUGCAAGCACCAAUGUUAAUGAGGGUAAAGACAUGAUCGAGAUGCCUGCUUACCGAGCAGCCAAGCGAGCUCUGAGUGUCCUUCGUGGCCUUUCCGCUCCCAGCAUUGAGCUUGUGCAAUGCUCUAUCUUGCUCGCACUCUUUGAGUUCGGUCAUGGUGAUGUCAUGCGUGCCUACGUUAGUAUCGGAGAUGCCAAUACUAUGGCGUUGGUUCUACGCAUCCGCCCUGGGAAAUAUGUUGAGGCCGAACGGGAGGCUAAUAUACCUUACGAAGAAGAAGAGCGUCGCUGCAUCUACUGGAGUCUUUUUGUACUGGAUCGUCUUAUCCAUGUUGAUUGUUCUCUUAUUCAUAUGCCACUUCAGGUGCCCUCGCCUGCUGUAGAUGACUUGCUACCGACAAGCAAUUUGAUCUGGCACGAUCAAAACCAGUCGCCUACACGCUCCGUCCAGCGGCAUCCUGCAAAUAUUGCGCCUUCGGUGCCUCUCGGACCGUUCCAAAGGAACUGCCAGUGUGCCAUGCUUUAUACAAGAGCCUAUUCGCCUAAGCCCCAGGGGAAUCCAAAUGCUCUUCUGGAGGAGUAUGUUGAACUUGAUAUUGCAACCAGGGCCUUGGUGGAAGCCAUGAUCAUGCAGACUUCUCGUUGGGGCGACUUUUAUGAAUGUUUUGCUACAUGCACAUGUCUUCUUCUCUUCCUCUACUGUCGUCAACUCCGCGCCGCCAGCACGAUAACCGCCGUCGGUCCUUUUUCCCCAACAUCUGAUGAUAUCGCACCCAAGGCCAUCGCCGGUCUCAACUUCACCAUUCGUAUCAUCGCUGAUACCACUACCGACCUCAACGACCAGCUCGCUCACCGCCCGCACCUCCUGGCUCCUUGCUCCCCCGUCACACCUUACUCGGCUUAUCACUGUCUCAUGGUUUUGAGUCACCUGGAACACUUGAUACCCGAAGCCGAUACAAGAUUUCACAACAUAUUCGCAUCGUUGCACUUCUUUGCUAAGAGAUGGGGAGUUGCCGGACAACUUGUCAACAAGGUUGAACUGUUUUUAGCGGAUUCCGACGAGACGCAAUGGUGCUUUAUGGACGACUAA
Fusarium coffeatum is the source of this 1614-nucleotide messenger RNA. RefSeq lists its product as uncharacterized. Gene Ontology annotation, molecular function: DNA binding; zinc ion binding; DNA-binding transcription factor activity, RNA polymerase II-specific. The coding region runs from base 1 to 1614 and encodes 537 amino acids. Lineage: Eukaryota; Fungi; Ascomycota; Sordariomycetes; Hypocreales; Nectriaceae. Gene Ontology annotation, biological process: DNA-templated transcription; regulation of DNA-templated transcription. The record is from RefSeq and is a predicted model, not a curated record. Gene Ontology annotation, cellular component: nucleus. The transcript is spliced from 4 exons.